AUGGUCUACUCACUUGGUUACCGCCGCCCGAGCCGAGUCUCUGACGGAUCUUCAUUGACAUCCUCAAACGAGAAGAGAUUCUCCGGCGAAGGUUCUUACCACUCUGGAACAUCUGGUUCGAUCAAAGGUAUCCCGGAAGCAUUAUCAUUUGAUCGAAUCAUUGCUGGCGGCACCUGCCCCCCUUGCACCACCCGUGACUUUAUGAACUAUCUAAAGUAUAUCGAACACAGCGCUGAGAACUUACAAUUCUAUCUCUGGUAUCGCAGCUACGUCGAACGGUUCGAGAAGCUGCCAGCUUCCGAGAAGGCCCUCUCGCCAGAAUGGAGUGCUGCGCAAAUGGACAACGAGAUCACUCAACCCGCUCGUCGCAACAAGAAGACUCCUGCAGCAAUUGCUACCGUGCUCGAAGGGACCGAGUUUGCCGACACGGCGCCUCUGGCUUCCGAGAAACGAGAUCCCUUCAAUGAUCCUCGUAGCGAGUCUCCAGAGACUUUGAGGGCUCCUGCAUCCCCUACCUUCUCAGACUUUCCCUCUUCUUUGAACACGGAAAGACCGCUAUCUUGCCAAUCAGACUUCAAUCGCAAGGCCGACGAAGCAUUGACGGAUGCAGGCAUGCGAUGGAAGCCUUUCACCGCACAACCCUUCCGUGAAGAGUUGACCCGCAUCAUUACCAUUUACAUUGCUGUUGAUGGCUCUCGUCAGCUCAACCUUUCUGGUCGUGAGCGAAGCGCUGUUCUGCACGCUCUCCAACAUACCACACACCCAUCUGCUCUACGCGCCGCAUUCACCAGCGCAGAGAUUUCGCUCCGUCGCCAGGCCCAUCCCAACUUCAUCCGCUGGACCAUCUGCAACGGCAACCGCCCUCGUGUGAUCUUCGCCCGAGGCUUGGGCAUUUCUUUGAUCGUCCUCGGCAUCCUCGCAGACAUCCUCAUCACUCUGAGCUCUGUGGGUCGCGCGUGGCGAGUACUCCCCAUGGUGGGCUUGAUGCUAGGCAUCUCGACCCUAAUCGCAGCCUGGAAAGGCAUGUGCGUCGUCCUGCACGGAAUGCACCACCGCCACCUGCGUCCCUGGGAACUGUUUGCAGACCCGGAAGACGCGGCAUCCACGAAACGCAGCUCCGAAGACUCUUUGAUUAGUCCUCCUGACACCGGAAGCUACGAAGACGAGCCCUGGGUCGCCAAAUACGAGAAGCGCAAUAUCAUCCGCAAAGUUUUCGAUCGCGAAGUCUGGAUCCAGGAGCCGGCGUUGAGACAGAUUCAAGAUACGAUUUUCGUGCAGAGUUUGUUGGGUGCGUUUUUGGUUUCUUGUGUUGUUGUUGGUGUGUUUUGCGCUGUGCCGCGUGGUGGAUUCUUCUAG
Aureobasidium namibiae CBS 147.97 is the source of this 1356-nucleotide messenger RNA. RefSeq lists its product as uncharacterized. The coding region runs from base 1 to 1356 and encodes 451 amino acids. NCBI's taxonomy places the organism in Eukaryota, Fungi, Ascomycota, Dothideomycetes, Dothideales, Saccotheciaceae. The record is from RefSeq and is a predicted model, not a curated record. The transcript is spliced from 3 exons.